This is a messenger RNA of Penicillium longicatenatum, 1569 nucleotides long. RefSeq lists its product as uncharacterized. NCBI's taxonomy places the organism in Eukaryota, Fungi, Ascomycota, Eurotiomycetes, Eurotiales, Aspergillaceae. Bases 1 to 1569 code for a protein of 522 amino acids. The transcript has 4 exons. Gene Ontology annotation, biological process: proteolysis. The record is from RefSeq and is a predicted model, not a curated record. Gene Ontology annotation, molecular function: serine-type carboxypeptidase activity.
AUGUUCAAAGAAUGUCUUACCGGGGUUCUGGCGGCCCUACUGCUGAUCGAUGGCGGGGAAGCAAGUCGAUUAGGUCGAGCAAGUCUGAGUCGAGGUCCUUCCACUCAUUACGCUCGUCAUGUUCCAGCGUCAGAGCAUCUCAACACAUCUGACUACCGGUUUCUAACCAACAAAACCAAGCCCCAUCUGGUCGAGAGCCUUCCAAACGUGCGUUUUGCACUGGGCGAGAUGUAUUCAGGAUUCAUCCCCAUCGGUGGAAAUAAUUCUUUGUUUUAUAUCUUCCAACCGAAAAUUGGAGAGCCAUCCGAUGAUCUCACAAUCUGGCUGAGUGGCGGACCAGGAUGUAGUUCAAUGCAGGGAUUUCUGCAGGAAAAUGGCCGCUUUACCUGGCUGCCCGGUACUUACGAGCCCGUGAUCAAUCAGCACUCUUGGGUGAACCUGACCAAUAUGUUAUGGGUCGACCAACCGGUUGGAACCGGGUUCUCGACGGGCAUCCCGACUGCGACUACGGAGGAGGAAAUUGCCGUUUCUUUCGUUGACUUCCUCGAAGGAUUUGAGGAAUUGUACGAGAUUAAGAACUUCCGAAUUUUCAUGAGUGGUGAGAGUUAUGCGGGUCGAUAUGUGCCGUAUAUUUCCGCUGCCAUGCUGGAUCGGAAUGAUACAGAGCAUUUUGAUCUGAGCGGGGCUCUGAUGUAUGAUGCGUGUAUCGGCCAAUGGGAUUACAUCCAAGCCGAGCUCCCGGCGUAUCCCUUUGUGCAGCAGCAUGCUGAGCUGUUCAACUUCAAUCAAUCAUUCAUGAAGCAUCUCGAAAGCACGUUUGAGCAAUGUGGCUACAAGGAGUAUUUUGACGAAUAUCUGACUUAUCCAGCUUCUGGGGUACAGCCCCCAAAAUAUAUGAACUAUUCCACUUGCGAUAUAUACAACAUGAUCUAUGACGAGGCCUAUAAUCCAAAUCCAUGCUGGAGCCCCUACCAUAUCAAUCAAAUGUGCCCGCUAUUAUGGGAUGUUCUAGGGUUCCCCACGGACCUUGCAUAUGAGCCCACUCACACGACCUAUUUCAAUCGAACGGACGUCAAGCGGGCUCUUCAUGUCCCCGAGGAUACCAAGUGGGAGCUCUGCAGUACCGAGAGUGUGUUUGUGGGCACCAGUCCCGGCCCUGAGCAAGCAUACGACGACUCUCCAAAUCCGACCGAGCAUGUCUUGCCCCGGCUCAUUGAGGCGACGAACCGAGUUCUGAUAUCGAACGCUGACUGGGACUAUUUGAUCAUUACGAAUGGCACCCUCUUGGCAAUUCAGAAUAUGACCUGGAAUGGGGAGCUGGGAUUUCAGACUCGCCCCACCGCUCCGAUUCAUAUCGACAUGCCCGACCUGCAAUGGUCAGCGGUUUUUGAUGCCCAAGAAGGAUAUGGUGAUUUUGAUGGUCCGCAGGGAUUGAUGGGGAUCCAGCAUUAUGAACGUGGCUUAAUGUUUGCGGAAACCUUCCAGGCAGGUCAUCGGCAGUCCCAGGAUCAAGGCCGGGUGUCAUAUCGUCACGUCGAGUGGUUGCUAGGCAAAAAUGAUCACCUUUGA